GUAAUAGAAUUUGUCUUUUAAUUUUUUAUUUGCACUAAGGUAAAUAUCAUGCUAGAAGUCUAAUGGCACAAAAUAGAUCACCCUCUUAAAUAAGUAAUCUCCAUUUCCAGUAUUUAUUGAACCUAGAAAAGAUGAUUAAGGAUAUAGACUCUCAUUCAUCUGGCCAACUUGUGUGUUGUGGUUGAAGUGUUGGAGUCAUCUAAAAAGUAAGCCCACAUACUUUUUUUUUGGUCAAUGUUUCGUUUUUGGUCGAUGAGCCCGCAUACUUAAACAGUUAAACGAAGGCGAGCCCAUUAGGCCCGUUUAUGUGGAAUUGGAGUUGGGCUGAUGAAGCCCGUUUCGGAAAAUGUGGCGUGAAGAGAUGAGACGAAGCGAGUGGACAGAGGAGUGAGGAGGAAGAUGUACGACAUGAAGAUGGCAGCAGGUGGUGGUUCUACCAUCGGGUUGCCUUCUUCAUCACUUGUUGGUAGAUCCCCAAAGUUUAUGUUCCGUCCGUCCUCAAGUUUUCAAUCUCACUUGGCUUCUCCCCCCUAUGAACGAAAACUCAACAGUUACAGUUACAGCUACAGCUACUGGGUUUGCAGGACGAAGAGAGGAAGAGGGAUGUUGAGGGGGUUGCCGUUCCCCGUAGAUCCAUGGGCGCCCUCCAUUGACUCACAGAGCAUUGCUUCCCAGCUGUUCGCAUUCUCCCUCUUCCCAUACAUAGCCUUUCUCUACUUCAUUACCAAGUCCAAGACUUCCCCUAACCUCACCCUCUUCGGCUUCUACUUCUUGCUCGCCUUCGUCGGAGCCACUAUACCAGCUGGGAUUUACGCAAAGGUGCAGUAUGGGACUUCACUCUCCAACGUGGAUUGGUUGCAUGGCGGGGCUGAGUCGCUUCUCACUCUAACUAACUUGUUCAUUGUCUUGGGACUCCGACAGGCUCUCAGGAGCGCAUCCAAAUCCAAUUCUCAACAAAACACGCCAGAUUUCAAAGAUAACAAAAGUCGCUUCGAGGACCUUUGAUAUGCUUCAACCCUCUUGGCAUUAAAGAAAUAUGCUGAUUUGUACCAUUCUGCAUAUAUUGAUAUAAAUCUUCAACUUUCCCAAGCUCUCUUCGACUUUCCAUAUUUUUAUAUUUAAAAAAUAGAUAAAUUGAGAUAAUGUAAUCAUGUAACUUAAUUUGCCCUAUUUAAUCAUUCAGUAUCCAUCCCCUUGUGCAAA
This is a messenger RNA of Arachis ipaensis, 1203 nucleotides long. Its product is annotated as 1-acyl-sn-glycerol-3-phosphate acyltransferase. The record is from RefSeq and is a predicted model, not a curated record. NCBI's taxonomy places the organism in Eukaryota, Viridiplantae, Streptophyta, Magnoliopsida, Fabales, Fabaceae.